CGCCGAAGGGCGGGCGGAGGCGCCGGGGUGGGCCGCGCCGCGGCAGGCGGGCGGGCGGGGGGCGCUUCCUGGGGCCGCGCGUCCAGGGAGCUGUGCCGUCCGCCCGUCCGUCUGCCCGCAGGCAUUGCCCGAGCCGCCAGAGCCGCGGGCCGCGGGGUUGUCGCGGGCCCAACCCCAGGAUGCUCCCCUGCGCCUCCUGCCUACCCGGGUCUCUACUGCUCUGGGCGCUGCUACUGUUGUUCUUGGGGUCAGCUUCUCCUCAGGAUUCCGAAGAGCCCGACAGCUACACGGAAUGCACAGAUGGCUAUGAGUGGGACCCAGACAGCCAGCACUGCCGGGAUGUCAACGAGUGUCUGACCAUCCCUGAGGCCUGCAAGGGGGAAAUGAAGUGCAUCAACCACUACGGGGGCUACUUGUGCCUGCCCCGCUCCGCUGCCGUCAUCAACGACCUACACGGCGAGGGACCCCCGCCACCAGUGCCUCCCGCUCAACACCCCAACCCCUGCCCACCAGGCUAUGAGCCUGACGAUCAGGAGAGCUGUGUGGAUGUGGACGAGUGUGCCCAGGCCCUGCACGACUGUCGCCCCAGCCAGGACUGCCAUAACUUGCCUGGCUCCUAUCAGUGCACCUGCCCUGAUGGUUACCGCAAGAUCGGGCCCGAGUGUGUGGACAUAGACGAGUGCCGCUACCGCUACUGCCAGCACCGCUGCGUGAACCUGCCUGGCUCCUUCCGCUGCCAGUGCGAGCCGGGCUUCCAGCUGGGGCCUAACAACCGCUCCUGUGUUGAUGUGAACGAGUGUGACAUGGGGGCCCCAUGCGAGCAGCGCUGCUUCAACUCCUAUGGGACCUUCCUGUGUCGCUGCCACCAGGGCUAUGAGCUGCAUCGGGAUGGCUUCUCCUGCAGUGAUAUUGAUGAGUGUAGCUACUCCAGCUACCUCUGUCAGUACCGCUGCGUCAACGAGCCAGGCCGUUUCUCCUGCCACUGCCCACAGGGUUACCAGCUGCUGGCCACACGCCUCUGCCAAGACAUUGAUGAGUGUGAGUCUGGUGCGCACCAGUGCUCCGAGGCCCAAACCUGUGUCAACUUCCAUGGGGGCUACCGCUGCGUGGACACCAACCGCUGCGUGGAGCCCUACAUCCAGGUCUCUGAGAACCGCUGUCUCUGCCCGGCCUCCAACCCUCUAUGUCGAGAGCAGCCUUCAUCCAUUGUGCACCGCUACAUGACCAUCACCUCGGAGCGGAGCGUGCCCGCUGACGUGUUCCAGAUCCAGGCGACCUCCGUCUACCCCGGUGCCUACAAUGCCUUUCAGAUCCGUGCUGGAAACUCGCAGGGGGACUUUUACAUUAGGCAAAUCAACAACGUCAGCGCCAUGCUGGUCCUCGCCCGGCCGGUGACGGGCCCCCGGGAGUACGUGCUGGACCUGGAGAUGGUCACCAUGAAUUCCCUCAUGAGCUACCGGGCUAGCUCUGUACUGAGGCUCACCGUCUUUGUGGGGGCCUACACCUUCUGAGGAGCAGGAGGGAGCCACCCUCCCUGCAGCUACCCUAGCUGAGGAGCCUGUUGUGAGGGGCAGAAUGAGAAAGGCAAUAAAGGGAGAAAGAAAGUCCUGGUGGCUGAGGUGGGCGGGUCACACUGCAGGAAGCCUCAGGCUGGGGCAGGGUGGCACUUGGGGGGGCAGGCCAAGUUCACCUAAAUGGGGGUCUCUAUAUGCUCAGGCCCAGGGGGCCCCAUUGACAGGAGCUGGGAGCUCUGUACCACGAGCUUCAGUCACCCCGAGAGGAGAGGAGGUAACGAGGAGGGCGGACUCCAGGCCCCGGCCCAGAGAUUUGGACUUGGCUGGCUUGCAGGGGUCCUAAGAAACUCCACUCUGGACAGCGCCAGGAGGCCCUGGGUUCCAUUCCUAACUCUGCCUCAAACUGUACAUUUGGAUAAGCCCUAGUAGUUCCCUGGGCCUGUUUUUCUAUAAAACGAGGCAACUGGACUGUUA
This is a messenger RNA of Gorilla gorilla gorilla (western lowland gorilla), 1988 nucleotides long. It is a transcript of the gene EFEMP2, whose product is annotated as EGF containing fibulin extracellular matrix protein 2. The record is from RefSeq and is a predicted model, not a curated record. The coding region runs from base 180 to 1511 and encodes 443 amino acids. Lineage: Eukaryota; Metazoa; Chordata; Mammalia; Primates; Hominidae. Gene Ontology annotation, molecular function: calcium ion binding. The transcript has 11 exons.